Molecule: messenger RNA, 789 nt
Organism: Saprolegnia parasitica CBS 223.65
Lineage: Eukaryota; Oomycota; Saprolegniomycetes; Saprolegniales; Saprolegniaceae
Exons: 2
Coding region: 24-740 (238 amino acids)
Source: RefSeq, a predicted model, not a curated record
ACCAUCCACGCAUCUUCAUCAUCAUGGCGUCGGCGCUCAAGUCCAACUGGAAGCGCAAUUUGCUGCUCUUCAACGGCGUCGCCCUCGGCGUGCCGGGCGCGACGGCUGCCUACUUUGUCUACAACCUCCGGCGCGACGUCGAGUUCCGCGAGCACUUUCAGGACAAGUACCCGGACCUCCUCGAUGCGAUCCAUGAGUACGUGCCCAUCUACCCGGCGCCCGAGACGCGCACCGACAUUGGCGACGCCGACCCGACGAUGGACUCGGCCUCAGCUGACAAGACGCCAGUGAAGGCCGUCGUGCGCCUCGCCUCUGGCAAGACGGUCGCUUUCGAGGUAUCGCCGGACGUGACGAUGGCGGCUGUCCACGAGCAGGCGCUGGCCGGCCACGCCCACGACCGCGUCGCCGCCGUCGACUUUGUCGAUGUCCAGGAACCCGUCGUGACGGCCGCGCCCUCGACGCCGGCUGCGUCGCAACCCAAGCUCCGUCCGGGCGAGCCCGUGCCGCAGUCGACGUGGCCGUCCCAGUAUACGCCUCGGAGCGCCCGCGCGUCGAUGCAGACGGCUGCGCUUCAGAUCGAGCUCGACCAGCUGCGCCUGAAGCAGCAAGCGCUGCAGCUCGAGAAGCGCCAAGGCUUCCGCGAGAUUGACGCGAUUGACGCCGACCUCGCGCGCGUCGAAGAUCAGAAAAAGGUGCUCAAGGCGCAGCUGCCGCGGAAGAAAUGGCUUCGCCUCUUUUAGCUUAGCACUUGACCAGCAAUCAAGAGGUUUCUCGGUUUCCCGACCCUCC